Messenger RNA from Plutella xylostella (diamondback moth), 4668 nucleotides. RefSeq lists its product as uncharacterized. The record is from RefSeq and is a predicted model, not a curated record. NCBI's taxonomy places the organism in Eukaryota, Metazoa, Arthropoda, Insecta, Lepidoptera, Plutellidae.
UUCGCUUCACCAAAGCGCCCCUGGCGGCCGCGCACUGUACUAUUGACGUGUUCUACGGCGUCCUCCGACUUUAUUCACGGAAAGCGAUCGCCAUAUUUGCUUCCGUAAAUGAAGUGAAAUAUUCGUACAUUUCUCGUCAAUUAUGACUGCAAUGUAGUAAUGGAGUGAAGAAUAAUACAGUGCAGUGCGUAUCUAACGUUGGUGAUACUAUUUUUGCGAUCUCGGCAAGUGUUUUAACGUGAAAAAGGAUGUCGUUUGAGAAGAUGGAGGUGGUGAAUCCUGCGGAGAAGGAGGCGAGUGAGGUGCUGCACUCGCUGCUGUCGGUGGAGCGGCGGAGCGUGGACAGCAAGGAGGCCAUCAUCGUGUCCAUCCAGCAGGACAGCGGCGAGUACGGCGAGGGCGCGCAGUGGCACACGCCCGUCAUGGGGCAGCACUCCGUGUUUGAGAUGUCCGGCCAGCAGAAUAUGCAGCAGCAUAACUACAAUGGCCAUCAGGAGCAGGUGCUAUGGCAAGGGCAUACAAUACAAGUUGAGAAUGGUGAGAACCUGCAAGCAAUGGGUGGCGGUAAUUACAUGGAGUUUGGAGCCAAUCCUAAUGUGGACGGGGAGGGUGGAGAGAUGGAAAUUGCCGAGAUAAAACCCAAGGUGGAGAAGAAGACUGUCAUUAAAAAGAAAAAGAAAGGAGGAGACUCGGACAGUGAUGAUGAAGUCAUUGAUAAUAAACUGGAGGAUAAUCCAACUCAGGUGGAAGACAGACUUGGCAGGGGUUGUGACUGCAAGGACAACUGCUACCGCGGGUUGAAUCCGGAGGCAGUGUACCGCCACCGCCUCAACAUCGCGGAGCUGACAAAGAGUGAGCACGACAUGUAUCUGAUGGGCAUCACCAUGGCCAGCCUGGCCAACCCGGCCGAGACCUCGCGCCACAAGGUCAGGAGGAGACUCAGAGCUUGCUAUGUCUACCAGGGCAGAAAGGUUUGUCUUGAAGCAUUUUUGUAUCUCGAAAAUGUUACCCACUAUCAACUGAAACGUAUCAGGCAGCACGUGAUGACGCACGGCGUGGCCCCGCGCAUCCACGGGAACGUCGGCAAGAAGCCCUACAACACGUUCACGCUCGACAUCUACAAGCACGCCACCAACUUCUUAAAGGAGUACCUCAAGCAGCACGCGAGCUCACCAAAGGAUGUUCAGCCGUCCGGCGAACAAGGCAAAAAGAACAACAGCAAAGCAGUGUACAUCCAAGGUGACUCUCGGAAACACUUGUUUGAGGCAUACAAGGAGUAUGGGGAAAUUCUGGAGCCCGGAGUGAAAUUGAUGGGCUACUCCACCUUCAGGCAGUUCAUGAAGGAUCAGUUCCCGCAGGUCAAGUUCUGCACCAAAAAGACUGAGCCGCCGAAGGAGUUGGUGCCGUUCCGCAGCGGCAAGUGCAUGAGCUACGACAAGAACAAGGACCCCGUGCGGAUCCAGCAGGAGAAGGAGAAGGCGGACGCCAAGAAGGCCGCCAUGGACGCCAAGAAGAAGCAGGAGGAGCAGGAGCAGCGCGAGCAGCAGGCGCAGCACCAGGCGCAGCAGCAACAGCAGCAACAACAACAACAACAGCAGCAACAGCAACAACAACAGCAGCAGCAAGUGCAGGUGCAGGUGCAGCACCAGCAGAUGCAGUCGCAGCCGCACGUGGUGAUCCACCAGCAGCAGCAGCAGCCGCAGCAGAUGCAGCAGCAGAUGCUGGUGCCGCAGGUGUCCCAGCACCAGCAGGUGCUGCAGCAGGGCGCGCACCUGCAGCCGCUGGGCGUGGCCGAGGGCGAGCAGCCCGUGGAGAUGGCGCAGCAGGUCAUCCCGCUGGCGGUGGUGCAGCAGCCGCAGCAGGCCUACAUCGUCACCCCCGUGUCGCACUUCCAGACGCGCGUGCAGGGCACCUGGUACCGGCAUUGACAGCACGACGGCGCCUCGCUGGCGGGCGGCGCGGACGACGACACCAUCGUCUACAAUGUCAACUAGACCACUCCCUGUACCACAGUAACGAUGGAUACCACUUGACUGAUGCUAUUGACACUCGUGAAAGGGUGGACUCAGAUUUUUAUUGGCGUAUUACCCGAGUGGGUGCACAUGAAUUGGACAAAUUGGAUAUAAGAGUAACUUCGGCAAUAAUUAAUAAGUACCAUCUCGGAAACUCAGUAUUGUUUGUAGACACUUUAUUUAUAGUGAUAGGUUUAAGUUAUUUAGCCCUAUAGUUUCGCUGCGAGAGUGAGUGAUUUAUGUGUGGAACAUAUUUUACACAACCCAUAUAUUAUGUGCAUUAAUUUCUGUAAAUAUACCAUGAAGGGAAAACGAGCAGAUUUUCAGUAGAUUUCUCUCCUGACAGGAUUCAGAGAAUUAACUUAAGUAAGAAGUAUCUUAUGAAUUGGAAUUUGGAAUAUACCUAAUCGUAAACAAAGUCCUUAUAAAAUAUGUAUUUAUUAACUUUUACAUAAUUAUUUUCUACUUAUCACAAACUUGGGAUUGGGAUUGAUUUUAUGAUUAUAAAAAUGGAAUAUAGAUAUUACUUGACUCUCUAAGCGUGAACUAUAUUAUGAUAUGUAUACCAUAGGAAACCAAUCUAUGAUAGCGGUAGCUACGUAUUUUAUAUGAGGUUUUAAUUCCCUUAGUAGGUUUAACAAUAAAUUAUUUUAUUAAUGCUGAUGGUAUCGUGAAUUCAUGAAUGGUGUGAACUGAGUAGUGACAUUUUAGUGUGUAUAUUUAAACUCAUUGUAUGUGUAAGCAACACUCAAACCUGCGGUUAAUAUGAACUAACAUUACUUGUAUCUGAACGUUCCUUGAACAUAAACAGUAAAAUUUUAGAAAACGUGAGAAUUGUAUAACAUUUUGAGUGUUGAUUAAAUAUACAAUUCUUAUUUUUUUAAGAUAUAUGGUUAUCUUCAUACGUUUCAUCACCGUUUAUAAACCAAGGAAAAGCUUUACGUGAUUGUGUAUAAAAAAACAUUUUAUAGUGCCUUUAAAUAAACUGGAAACAGUAACUGCAGUCGGCGUAAUUAUAUGAAUUUGAAGGCUGCUGAUCGCAAAUUGACAAAAAAAUAUUAAAAGUCCACUCACUUCUCAAACAAAUAAUUUAUUUUAUUCGGGUACAAUAAUCACAACUAUACAUAAGCUCCAAUUAAUUUCCUCAUGAACAGUUUUACACAUAUCACAAUGUUUUUUUAAAGAUUUGGAGAAGACCUUAAUUUGCAUUCAGGCAAAAAUAACUAGUGACAUCUAUUUGAAUACAUAUAAGUAAAUAAGUAAUUUUAGGAUUGUAUAUCAGCUCCAAUAUAGCAUGCUAGGUUAUCUAUACAAAAUGAAGUACAUAAACGUAUAUAUUUUGUAUAUAAAAUGAACUAAAUUGGCUGAAGUGUCCAAUAUUUAAAAAAAAAGAACAGUAGGCUUUCUUACAGUAUAACUUAGUAAUGUUAUAACGUCCGCAGAUAAAGAUGCAAUGUAAAAUUGGCGGCCGUUAAACUGGAAGUAGGAAGGAGCAUUGAUAUAAACAGAACAGUAGAUGUUUUACAAGUUUUAUAUAAAAGAUAAAAACGGCUAUAAGUUUUAUUUAAGUUUCCGCUAGAGGCGCCACUUAGUAUGCGAGAAACGUUUACUUAUAGUUUAUGCAUAGUCUAAAAACCCUGUAGGAACUAAAUCUACAAGAUAGCCUGAGUCCGUCCGCCAUUUGUAUAUUGCUUCUUUAUCAACGCGCGUUAUAACGUUUGUGUGGAAAUGUCAAUCAACCCGUGUUCUGAAUAUAAAGCCUUACCGUGGAGUAGUAUAGGAUGCUUUCAGACCAUUUGGAGGUUUAGAAAUCUCAUCAUUGGGGGCUAGUUAUCAGAAUAAAUUCAGUAGGGAAGUAUCGUUAUUAACAUGGUAUGGCGCAGUGGCAGCAUCCUAAACUAAUUGCAUCUUACCAGUAGCAGCAGGCCAGAAAGAGGCAAAUAAUUUGCCGCUAUUCUUACCAAUGGAAGGUAUCUUAUGACUUGCAUAGUCCCCAUAUUCCAUAGUAUCGGGGCAUACUACAAGCAGUUUUUAAACGCCGCUAAGAUGCUAAAGAUCUUUUCUUGUGUAAUUGAUAAACUAUAUUUAUAUUUGAAAUCCUAAGUGUAGUUAGUACAGAAAUGUGCCUAGACAUAUGCUUAUCCAUGUAUGUAUUUUUAUAGUGCAAUAAUAAUAAAUUUCGAAGGAAAGAUGAUUGACUGAAUUUCACUUGCAAAUACGUAUUGAGUUAGAUUUUCAAGUCUGUUAAAUUUAAGAACGAUAGGUGCGUGUUGAAAUAUAUUUACUAACAAUUUAUUUCAGAGCAAUACAAAUUCAAAAAUAAGUAAACUUUAAUCUUACGCUUAUGUAAUUUUGCCUUUUCAUGUCGAGAGCCUUUUGGAUAUACUUUUACCAACAAAACUUUUACAUUGUAUUAAUUGUAUAAUUGAGUCUAAUGAUAAACCAGUGUUCAUUUACUGUUAUUUGAUAAUUCAACCGAAUGCUGGAUAACAUGUUUAAAGAUUUUUGUGAGGUUGAUUUCAUAUUUUAUUAUUCAAUAUGUAUUUGCCUUUUUUGCUUCGAACCUCCUGCCCUAAGCAGAUAAUUGGUAUCUGUUCCAAAACUUAUAUCGUAGAAAGUCAUAAUGUGAUAGAAAAUAAACUUUUAUACGCUAAGA